AAUUGCUUCAUUUUCAAUUCGGCAGAGCUGACCGUGAAAGGAUGGCGUCGUCUUCGAGCAAAGGAAGCUCAGACAAAAACCCUAAAAAGGCGAACCUCAACGAUCAAAACUCCAUGAAACACCUCCUCGAUGAAACCGUAACCGAGGUUGUUACGAGUAAGGGAUAUGCGGAGGACUUCACUCUGAGCAAUACCAGACUGUUUAUUGGCGUGAUCAUAAUCGCCAUAGCUCUUGCUGCUCAGUUUUAUCCCAAGAAAUUUCCUGAGAAUAGGGAUUUUCUCAUUGCUUGUAUUGCAUUGUAUGUGUUGUUCAACAUAUUGUUGCAGUUCUUCAUGUACACAAAGGAGAAGAAUGCAUUUCUUUUCACUCAUCCGCUCACCGGAUCAUACAAUAGCACAGGUUUGAUGAUCUCCUCCAAGCUGCCAAGGUUUUCUGACGAGUACACGCUCACCAUAGCUAGCUCUGAUCCAAAGUCCAUCGCUGCAAACAAGCCAGUAAAACUCUCUAAGAGUGUCACUAAAUGACAUUUGGUAUGUGGUACUCCAAAGGGCAUCUGCUGCCCAUUUCUGAUGACCGACAGUGCAGAUUGGAUUUGAGCCCCACCACGAUUAAUUUCUACCCAUUGGGUAUUAGGAACACAUAGGGUGCCCUUUAGAUCUAAAAUCUCACCAGCCAUUUUUAUUUUAAAAUCCAACCAUCCCCUCUUUCCAAUGGUGUGUGGAUUUGUCGCACUUGAAAGGCCAAUUUUGAGGUGUUCUGACACUCGUGUGUGUUGGGCCCUGAUACACUAUCUGCAUCUAUGUCACAGCCUUUAAAAUAGCCUAUCAAGGGCCAUGGGCUUAAG
Amborella trichopoda is the source of this 844-nucleotide messenger RNA. RefSeq names its product Microsomal signal peptidase 25 kDa subunit (SPC25). Gene Ontology annotation, cellular component: membrane; signal peptidase complex. The record is from RefSeq and is a predicted model, not a curated record. Gene Ontology annotation, biological process: protein targeting to ER. Lineage: Eukaryota; Viridiplantae; Streptophyta; Magnoliopsida; Amborellales; Amborellaceae.